Rubroshorea leprosula is the source of this 1626-nucleotide messenger RNA. The record is from the annotation of a GenBank genome assembly. Lineage: Eukaryota; Viridiplantae; Streptophyta; Magnoliopsida; Malvales; Dipterocarpaceae.
AUCCCAAAAUAACAGCAAGAAGCAAAUGGCCUCCACCGGCACCGAGUCCCUUCCUUGGAGGGAUGCCGAAGUGGAACAGUUGUCUGCUUGGAAAGCGAAGAAAACCAAGCAGAACAACUAUAAGUUGAAUGAGGAUGAGGUGGAGGAAGUGAAGAAGCUGGUGAGGGAAGAGGGGGACGUAGUGGAUAUCUUGUACCUCACCAGCCAGGAGGCGAUAGAUGCUGCUGAGCUUUAUGGGCCAAGCUCAUUGGGGGAAGCUGAGAUGGACGAGUUCGUUGGUGCUGCUGGGGGCUUGUACAUCCCCAAGAAGCCAAGGAAGAAGUCAAAGACUUCAACUGCGGCUGAGAAGGGGGUGACAGAGGGGGGGCGACAGUCCAGCAUCUCUGCCCAGGCUAUGGAGGUUCAGCCAAGGCCGGAGCUUACGAUGGGGGGUAGUGAGGAUGUGAGUGAGGAGAUGGCCCCUCUCCAGAGGAAGAAGAGGAGGGUGGCGGAGCUAGGAACUAGGGGGGACGAAGUGGUGGAGUUCGUGUCCCUGCCUUCUCCCCCAGAAAUCAAUUCGGAAGAGAGGGAGAGGGGCGAGGUCGAAACUGGGGCGAAGCACUUCCUCAACGCUACUCUUCCAGAGGUGGACAGAGUUCAGGCGAAGAACGAGGUGGUUAGCCAUGCGGGGUAUACCGUUGUGAGGCAUGCCCUAGAGAGUGCGAGCUGGACAAACGCUCUAGCGCAGGAGUAUGCGGAGAGCGUUAGAGAUCGUGCCAGCUUGCAGCGGCAGUGCGAUCAGCUCCAAAACGAGAAGGAUGAGCUGCAGAAGGAGAAGGUGGAAUGGGGGAAGCAGAAGAGGGAGAUGCAUAGGAGGCUGGAUGAAGUUCUCCCUUCAGUGGCCGAGCUCCAAAACGAGAAUGAUGUCCUGAGCACGAAGCUCGGCCUCGAAGAACGUAAAAGGAAGAUCUGCGAGGAGAAACUCGAGGCUCAGGACAAAUAUAUGGACAAGAUGAGGGAAGCAGCCUCGGAGCUGAAGAAGAACGUCAACCUACUGGUGCACAACGGGAUGGAGGAGCACAUUGGGAACUUCCUCAACUCCAGCACCUUCGAGGACAUCCUCAAGCUGUACCUGCUGCCAACCGCCAUCCUGGCCUUCACCGACUACAGAAAGAAGGUGAAGGCCCAGUACCCAGAGGUGGACGUGACAACGGUCACCUUUGGGGAACAGGAGGGAGGAGUGGAGGAAGAUAGCGAGAGUCUCUGUGCGGACUUCCAUCCUCAGAUUACUCUGAGGUGGGAGCGUGAUGCAGAGGGGCGCACCAUUUUUCCUCCAACCUUUGAUGCUGAGUUGGUGGCUGUGGAGGGAGAAGAAGAAGAAGGAGAAGAAGUGCAAGAUGCUGGAGUUGAGGCGGUGAUGGCCGAAGCGCAGCCUCCGAAAGUGCAGCCAAUCUCCUCUGACGAGGUGCAGUUGCUGCCCCCCCCGAAGCAGAAGUGCCAGUUCUGCCUGCUGGAGUCGAGCCACUUCUACCGCCUUUUCCUGUUGAGGAGCAGCCUCCUCCUCCAACAGAGUAACUUAGGGUUUUAUUUUGUUAGUGGUAUUUGUAAAUAACAUUUGUUGAGAUUUUAUAAAAUUUUUAAAGUUUU